Molecule: messenger RNA, 210 nt
Organism: Rotaria sp. Silwood2
Lineage: Eukaryota; Metazoa; Rotifera; Eurotatoria; Philodinida; Philodinidae
Source: the annotation of a GenBank genome assembly
AUGCGUUUAUUUGAUGAAUUCUACAAAAUUGUUGGAAUUUAUGAUAAUCGUGUUGAAUUAAUGAAAUCAAUUAAAGAAAAUAUUAAGCGCUUAAACAAACAAAUGGAAAUGGUCUCUUUUUUCUAUGAAAAUCAAUAUUCUAUUCGGGAUUUAUCCGAGAAAUCAGCUGCAUUUCUUUGGUAUGCUUAUUUGACUGAUUUUACUACAUAG